AUGCGUGCCGGCUCCACGCGCCCAUUGGUGAUCGACCAGCGCGAGCGCGACGAGGCUGCGGCGCAGGGCGGCCAUGCUUCUCCUGCGCCCAGCGGCUUUGUCGCACGACAAGCGGCCAAUUUUAACAAACGUUCGGCCUUCGCGAUUCGGUCGGUUAGCCGGUCCGUCUUUGACGAACAACCAGCAGUGCCGCUUUGGAUGGACGAACAACCAGCAGAAAGAGGAGAAGAGCCGCCUCCGGACACGUCUACAACCACCUUCUUGCCCUCGUGGAACACCAAGGAGCGCUUGGACGGCCUUGAGGCCAUUGCGACAGCGCAGGGGUUUGACAUUCCAGCCGCCGAGAAGCAGCUGAGGGAAAAGGGAUGGGUGAUUCUGAGAGGUGUUUACAGCCCUGAGCAAGUCGCAGCCUUUACAAAGGCCUAUGACGAAAGCUGGGAGGACGCUAAGGCGGCGCUACGUCGCACCGAGGCGACCAGGUAUUGGGAGCCUAAGGGCGACAAUGGUAGCGGCACCUGCACUCCAUCGUCAGCAGCCUCCGAGGAUGGCGCGGAGUGUGAGACGAGUGGAAGAGGGCCUGACGGCUCGCAGUCGAACGGCUGCCAACCGCGCACCCUCGAUCUGACCGAGAUGUGCGACCUCACAAACAACGACCCGGCCAAGGGUGCCCCGGGCAGGUCGAGCGUGCUGGUGAAGACGGGGCCGGGCCGCUACGAGCUCUGCCACCGGAUGCAGGACGGUGUCUUUGCAGGCCCCGAGUACCACGAGCCGCCCGCCCUCGGGGCGCUGAUGAGGCGGAUGCUGCAGGAGGAUUACACCCACUACAACAUGGCGCUCAUCAGCGAACAAAAGAACCCGAACGGCGCGUGGCACCGCGACAGCUACGACCUCUGGGGCGAGAGCAAGGGCGACGUCUGGAUCGACGGCACUCUCCCACCCUUUUACUUUACGACGCUUGCGCCUCUCGGCCGGAUGGACGAGAGGAACGGCGCGACCGAGAUCAUCUCUGGCUCGCACCACCUGGCUGCGGCGGCGGUGCAGAGAGGGAUCCUCGCCCACGGCGGCCGCGAGCCUUUUCUCGCGCACGAGGACUCGGUGCAGAUGUGCGCCGACGCUGGUGACAUCGUCGUGUUUGACGGCCGCGCAUACCACCGCGGCCUCGCCAACGACAGCGACGAGCCGCGGCGCGUUCUAUGCCAGGUGUGGCAUAAGAUGUGGUACUCCGACUAUGCUACGCGUGAGCGCGACUUCCCGUGGGGCACGCCGGUGAUGAGGCACCAGGAGUUCGUGCGAGACGACUCCUAA
Messenger RNA from Emiliania huxleyi CCMP1516, 1305 nucleotides. RefSeq lists its product as hypothetical. Bases 1 to 1305 code for a protein of 434 amino acids. The transcript has 3 exons. The record is from RefSeq and is a predicted model, not a curated record. NCBI's taxonomy places the organism in Eukaryota, Haptophyta, Isochrysidales, Noelaerhabdaceae.